UCCCUGCCUCUCUCUCUCUCUGCAGUCAGCUGAGACAGCAGCCCAGGCGGAGGAGAAAAGCAACGGGAAGGAGCCCAAACCUUGAGCCAGGAGAAGGAAGGAAGGAAGGAAGGAAGAGCACCACCAUGGCCCCUGCUGGACUCAAAGCCGUCGUGGGAGAAAAAAUCAUGGCCGACGUGAUAAAGAAGGUAAAGAAGAAGGGAGAAUGGAAGGUGUUGGUGGUGGAUCAGCUCAGCAUGCGCAUGCUCUCUUCCUGCUGCAAAAUGACCGACAUCAUGACCGAGGGGAUCACAAUUGUGGAAGACAUCAACAAGCGCCGAGAGCCACUGCCCAGCCUGGAGGCUGUGUAUCUGAUCACUCCUUCCGAGAAGUCUGUGGAGUCUCUUAUGGCCGACUUCAAGGAGCCCCCCAAUGCCAAGUACAGAGCUGCCCAUGUAUUCUUCACUGACUCCUGUCCUGAUUCCUUGUUCAAUGAGCUGGUUAAGUCCCGUGCGGCAAAAGUCAUCAAGACCCUGACCGAAAUCAAUAUUGCUUUUCUGCCCUAUGAGUCGCAGGUUUACUCCCUGGACUCUGGCGACUCUUUCCAAAGCUUCUACAGUCCUCACAAGGCUCAGAUGAAGAAUCCCAUCUUGGAGCGCCUGGCAGAGCAGAUUGCAACCCUCUGUGCCACUUUGAAGGAAUACCCAGCCGUUCGAUACAGAGGGGAUUACAAAGACAACGCCAUGUUGGCCCAGCUGAUCCAGGACAAACUGGACGCUUACAAAGCAGACGACCCGACAAUGGGCGAGGGUCCAGACAAAGCUCGCUCCCAGCUCAUCAUCUUAGACCGUGGCUUUGACCCAAGCUCCCCGGUGCUCCACGAACUGACCUUCCAAGCCAUGAGCUAUGACCUCCUCCCCAUCGAAAACGACGUGUACAAGUAUGAGACCAGCGGCAUCGGAGAAGCUCGGGUCAAGGAGGUUCUGCUGGAUGAGGAUGAUGACCUCUGGGUUACUUUGCGCCACAAACACAUUGCCGAAGUGUCCCAGGAGGUCACUCGCUCGCUGAAAGAUUUCUCCUCCAGUAAAAGGAUGAGUACUGGUGAAAAAACCACCAUGAGGGACCUUUCCCAGAUGCUGAAGAAGAUGCCCCAGUAUCAGAAGGAACUCAGCAAGUAUUCCACUCACCUUCACCUGGCUGAAGACUGCAUGAAACACUACCAAGGCACCGUUGACAAGCUUUGCCGAGUUGAACAGGACCUGGCCAUGGGCACUGAUGCUGAAGGGGAGAAGAUCAAGGAUCCCAUGAGAGCCAUUGUGCCCAUCCUGCUGGAUGCGAACGUCAGCACCUACGACAAGAUCCGUAUCAUCUUGCUCUACGUCUUUCUCAAGAACGGCAUUACUGAAGAAAAUCUCAACAAGCUCAUCCAGCAUGCCCAAAUCCCACCAGAGGAUAGUGAGAUCAUCACCAAUAUGGCACACCUUGGAAUACCCAUUAUUACGGAUUCCACUUUACGCCGCAGAAGCAAGCCAGAAAGGAAGGAGCGUAUCAGCGAGCAGACCUACCAGCUCUCCCGAUGGACCCCGGUAGUCAAAGAUAUCAUGGAGGAUGCCAUUGAGGAUAAACUGGAUACCAAACACUACCCUUACAUCUCCACCCGAUCCUCAGCCUCUUUCAGCACUACAGCAGUCAGUGCUCGCUACGGCCACUGGCAUAAGAACAAGGCCCCCGGGGAGUACCGCAGCGGUCCCCGCAUCAUCAUCUUUAUCCUGGGGGGCGUGAGCAUGAGUGAGAUGCGCUGCGCCUACGAAGUCACGCAAGCCAGUGGGAAGUGGGAGGUGCUAAUAGGCUCCACUCAUGUUCUCACCCCACAGAAACUGCUGGAUACGUUGAAGAAACUGAAUAAAACGGAUGAAGACAGCAGCAGUUAAAGAAAUCCACUUGUUCUCCUUCUUUCCUCCAUUUUCCCGAUCCCUCCAUCGCUCACACAACAAAAUGCAAUGACUGAAUGGUCAACAUAUCCCAGUUUCCCGGUCAUUGCGCUCCCGUUGCUCUUGACUUGUGUUUCGGUGAACUUUCCUUUCCCUCUCAUCCUUUCUCCCUCCAUUCGAAGCUAAAGUAAAUAAGACAGGAACAAAACAAAAAUAAUAAUAAUAAUAAUAUUAAUAUGCAUUGUGUCUAAAGGUUACAAAAGAAAGAAAAGAAUAAUAUAUUCUAUUAGUAUAAAAAAAAUAUUAUCUCCGUAUGUAUUCUGACGAAAUAAAAAACCAAAAUCCCA
Anolis sagrei ordinatus is the source of this 2257-nucleotide messenger RNA. Its product is annotated as syntaxin-binding protein 1. Gene Ontology annotation, biological process: intracellular protein transport; vesicle-mediated transport; neurotransmitter secretion. Gene Ontology annotation, molecular function: syntaxin-1 binding. Lineage: Eukaryota; Metazoa; Chordata; Lepidosauria; Squamata; Anolidae. The record is from RefSeq and is a predicted model, not a curated record. Gene Ontology annotation, cellular component: plasma membrane; secretory granule.